Messenger RNA from Linum tenue, 414 nucleotides. Lineage: Eukaryota; Viridiplantae; Streptophyta; Magnoliopsida; Malpighiales; Linaceae. The record is from the annotation of a GenBank genome assembly.
GCUAAUACCCUUAACGAGAGCAAUUGCUUUUGCUUCUCCACCAUCGACCAUCGUAUCCCGCCGCCGCCGCCGAAGACGCCGCCGACCAUCGAAGAGGCUGUGGAAGAAACCCACCUCUCGCUCUUCUCGUGCUGGUCUCGAUCUCCAGCCAACAUAUCUGGAUUUGAUGCCGAGGAUAUCAGUAUUCCGGGCAAUCCACCGCCGCCGCAGCAGCAGCCAGAUAGGAGGGGAGCUCUCUUGGGUUCCAGGUUUUCUGGGUUUGUCUUCUGCUUGAUUUCCCUCGCUGUUUUGGCUGCUGACAAGGAUCAAGGCUGGGCACUGGAGUCUUUCUACCGCUACAAGGAGUUCAGGCAGAAGAGGGACAGGGGGAAAGGCAAGAGACAGAGACAGUACAGUGUAGUAAGCAUGGAAUGA